This is a messenger RNA of Armigeres subalbatus, 2488 nucleotides long. RefSeq lists its product as uncharacterized. Lineage: Eukaryota; Metazoa; Arthropoda; Insecta; Diptera; Culicidae. The record is from RefSeq and is a predicted model, not a curated record. The transcript is spliced from 3 exons. Bases 722 to 1810 code for a protein of 362 amino acids.
UUAGUUCUUAUGAUGUGAUUUACAUUUUUUUGUUUAGACUAAAAAUUAGUUUGAUAUAUAAUGAUUAGCGUAAUACUAAAAUAUAAAUUCUCAAAAACAAACCUUUCGGACGUAUUUUUUUCCACGAUAUUCAUUCCUCAUAUAAUGGUGACGCUGAGCUCGGCGAUCCAUUUCGGGUAAUUGCAGUUAUUUUUAAUAACUUAGCAAUAACUCAAUUUAUUAUAUUUGUGUAAUGACUUAUCUUCAAAGAGAGUAAACAAUAAUAUAUAUUUCUUUAACUUAUUUUUAUUCCAAAUUUGUCAAACACAGCAGAAAUGAGAAUAAAUUACAACUCUACAAACAUUUUCACUGUACACGUAUAAUUAAAGGUACCUAAAAAGAACUUUAUUAGUCACUCAACUUGUUUUAAUUUGCUUCUAUGUAGGUACUAACCUUUCGGCUAUGUUUUUUACACACAACUGUCAGUUUCUUCCACUGAACUGGCAAUGUUGGUUACUUCAUUAUUCGUUUUCUGACAAUCAUGUCAAAAGCGAAUGAAAGAGAAAAGUUUUUAAAAACUUAAAACAAAGUUUAAAAGAACUCGUUAUUGGGUUCUUUAGUUUUUUCGUGUAUAAGCAUCGCACUUCAAAAAAACUGAAGUGUCUGUUGUGUCAAAUUCUUUCGUGCGAAUUCUCUCGUUGGUGACGGCUGCAAAUUUUAAAGUGCUUUAAACGAAAAAAAAAUGGUCCGUAAACGGCAGACAGCGACACAGAAACGUGUUUUGGAAAUAGCCAAAGCAAGAAAUAUCGAACUUUUGCGAUAUGAACUGGGUGAAUCAAGCCGAUCCGCUGCAACUAUGGAGCAGGGGAAACAACGUAAAUUGAGCUCAACAUCAAAGGAAACUGUGAACCCAUCAGACGAAAUACCUCGGAAGCAACUCAAAGUGUUAAUUCAGAAGAAUCCUGAAUCAACAACCUUGACUACGGAGCUAUCCAGCCCAGAUGCCCAAAUAACAAUUUGCAACAACCAGUCAACUAUUACGGAUCCACCGGAAACUACGGACUCGCAUGUCAUUGACGACCAGGAGCAAUCACCAACAACUAGCGGCUCAUUGACAAUCGCGGACUCUGGUACUAUUGAUGACCAGGAGAAUGCCACCAAGCAAGAUAACAAUGACGCUUGUACUUGUGGAUUGCAAGUAAAAGUUUGCCAACUCGAUGCCCAAGUGAAUGAAUUGCAAGGAGCACUCGAUGAGCUCAAAGUAAAAGUGGCAUUUUACAAGAAGAAAACAACUGACCUAAAAGUAACUAACGCCAAACUGCAGAAAGCCCUAGUGUCCAAACUGUUGCCUGAGCCCGUUCGCCCGUUCAAAGAUGUAGAAGGUUUUCCGAAUUGUGACGAUAUUAUGACGAUGUCAAUGGAAGCGCAUGAUAGCGAUUACAUGUUUGUGAAAUUCCUUAUGAACGCUAUCUGGCCGGAUGGAUUUGCUGGCAGAACCGUAACAGGACGGGUUUCAAAUAACCCAAAAGGUCGUCCAAAAGUGAACGUCGUAGCCACAGAAGGAAAUGCUGGAGAAGAUAGAGGAUGUACAUCAGCAGCAUCACCACCUGCAGUUUCUGUGGCAUUGGAGGAUGAAAAAGUGCAGUUUGUGAAAGGUAUGCAAAUAGUUAAACAAUAUAAAAUAACAUUUAUAAUUAAUGUUCCUAAUGUUUCAGCUCGUCUGUUGGAGAGGCGAAUUCAUCUUCAUGACGAAACGGUAGUUGCUAAGAAGGCCUCUGAAGGAUGUAACCGCCUGAUGCAAAUGGUUAUCAGUAAUGCUAAAAGACGCUAAUAACAUGUUCCAUGUUAUGAUGUUUUAAUCCUUGUGAAUGAUUUUUAUAUAUGAAUUUCGUGCUUAAUAACCCAUGGACUACGGUUUUAAAACCACACUUUUAAUUUGUUCAAACACUCGAACUAAAUGACAUUGUUUUAUAAUUACUUAAUUUUUUAUGCUUAAUCAAUAAUAAAAAUAAUUGUCGAUCCCAUUGCUAACCAUUUAUAGUUUUAUGCAGAAUAAUAUUUUCAUCACUAGCAAAUUAAAAGCAGAAUAUGCUUUUGAUUUUUGCUGUCAUUUUUCUAUCACAAUACCAAAUAGAGAUCUAAUUUUGCUAUCAACUUUGAAAUCUAUGAUUUCAUAAUGAGUAAUCAAUUUGCUGUAAUUUACAAAGUUUAAAAGCAAUCUGCAAACAAAAUAUGCUGUUGAUUUUUUGUUAUCAAUGCUUAUAAUAAUAAUCUAACCGAAUACUCAUUUUGCUAUCAAAUUAAGAAUCUCAUGAAUUCAAACUUAGUUAUCAUGUUGAUUUCACUGAUAGCAAAAUUUGUUUUCAGUGUGAUUCCGUAGUGUAAACAUAUGCUCUUAUUUCUGCUGUGUUAACCGUUAAUCCAUACAAAACGAGAUCAAAUGGAGUAAUCAAAAUUAUUGACAUCACGACAGCAAAUUUUGAUUUCAAUCUGAUUUCAAACUUUGCUC